Thelazia callipaeda (thelaziosis nematode) is the source of this 777-nucleotide messenger RNA. The record is from the annotation of a GenBank genome assembly. NCBI's taxonomy places the organism in Eukaryota, Metazoa, Nematoda, Chromadorea, Rhabditida, Thelaziidae.
AUGGAUGAAAGUUUAGAUGGUGAAUGCCUCUCUUACACGAAAGAUGAACUGCAGAAUGUCAGAAGUGUAAUUCAAGAAGACGACUUAGAAACGUUACCUUUGACCACUGAAAGCAAUGAUUUUAACGAUCAGGAUUAUUCAGCAAUCACACAGUUAGAAUUAAUGAGACUUGACAAUAAUGAGCAUCCGAUGAAGCCAGAAAGGAGAACUUUUUUGAAUGAAUAUAAUAUUGAAGAAGCGGAUGAAAAUAUCAUCAAAGAAUCAGAGACUGUAGAGCAAGAAAGUUAUGCUCCUUCUGAAAUAGAAUCAGCUUACACAGUAGAAUCUCUUGGGAUUAUAAAUGGCACUGAUCACUGGAGCGACAAUUCAAAAGUUUCUCAAGAAUCUUUGGAAAAAUUUGGAAGCAAUGGAAAUUUCAUGUCCUCUGAUGAUUUGGAUAAAUUCAACCUCAGUUUCAUUAAUAACAAUAUCAGCAGCAGUAAUGAAGAUGAAUUUACUCCUGAAAAAAGUCCGACCACAUUGAAUGAUAAGUUAUCAAGAUCAGCAGCGGAAAAUGAGCAGAUCACAGCUUCAUUGUUAAUUGAUGAUCGGUGCAGUUCUUUGACAAAAUCAAACGAUGAUUCCAAAUUGUUGGACGCAAGUUUUAAUGAGACUGAGUUAAUCACAAAUGUUACUGCUAUUAACGACAAAGAAGACAGUAUUCCAAAAAUGUCAAGUAGUCCUGUAAAAACAUCGAGGCCCAAAAUCGAAGAUACCGAAAUGCCAACAAAAGGUUAA